CUUUGCUAUAAACGUUGCUCGAUGACCCAGUGACUUGCAAUCCAUUCGUUCUCUCGCAUGAACUCUCGCAAUCAUCAACCUCGCUGGAAACGUAUGAUCGCUAUGAAGAAAUCCUCAAUUCCUUCCAUCUCUCUUGUCUUCGGAGAAGCACAGCAGGUUUCGUCGUCCCAAACCGCAGCUGAGAAGCUACCCCAGAUCCUGCGCAAAGCUAGUCCCAAUUCUACAUGCUCAAUUUCAGAGGCUCGGUCAGAGCAGUCUUUGGAAGAGAUACCAGUCUCUGCUUCUGUUGACCAACCCGCCAUUGCCCACGAAGCAGGGCAACUUGACGUGCCGACCACUCGUGCUCAAUGUGCAUCACUGUUAGCGGCGGAAGGCUCACAUCCUAUUCCUACGCCGCCUAGUAAGAGUGACAUGACGGUUGUGCAAUCAGGUGCAUCUGCGGUCUCCGUAGAUUCAACAGCACCUGUUUCGUCUGAUCCUUCUGAUCCUCUCCCUCGUGAUAUCUCUGUUGCAACCUCGUCUCAAAAGUCUUCUUGGUUCGCUUCGUGGACCCGAGGAAAAGGCGAAGGGCUACCUGACUCCGGCGUCGAGACGACCCGACGCCCGACUUCAGUGCAAGCGUCCGGGAAGGGAUCUUCGAUGUUUUCAGAAACUGUACAUUCGGAAACUCCUACCGUCUCUUUAGUUUCAAAACUACCUAUUCUCAGUAUAACCGAAGAUGGUCAGCCAGUCAGGGAAAGCAUUCCUACGCCAACCCUUCCACAGGAUAUACCUACGAGACUACAUUCAAACUAUCCGCUAACUACUUCUCCCCAUUCGGCAUCAUAUUCAUCUUCCUCUUCGCCAGCAGCCCAUCACUCUCGACCUGGCACCGCUCCCACACCCUCGCCGCUGGACGAGGAUGUGCCUAAACUUCCUCCCGCCAAGUUGUCUCCAGCGAGUCCGUCCACUGUUCUGCGAAGUGGUGAUGCAUCACAUUCUACUUUGACGCUCAAUCACUCUACUAGCCGGUUUACACUGAGCAUCCCUUUACUUGGGCGACCAAAGCUUCCUCUUGAACAGACUGUUGCUGCAGCUCAACUUGACGAUAACAGAAAUAUGACGCUGCAAGCAGAUUCAUCUCUGCCUUGCAAGCAACAAUCGAGUACGCAAGAGUCCAUACCUCUCGCUACAGAGAGGCCUUCUGCAGCUGUCACAGAGACGACUGAGGUGAAUGUCACGGCAAAUGUUAUAGCUCAGCUUGAGGAGAAGGGUACUGCAGGUGCCACUGAAGCUACUAACGCGCAAACAGACACAUGGUGGUCAUAUCUUGGAUGGGGUGGUACUCGACCGUCCGGUGCUCAACCGCAUGAAAGUGAGAUAGAAAUUGAAAAUGCUCCCACUAUCUCGGUUGUUCCCGAUGCACUGCCCCUGCCAGUUGGUGAGAUGGUACCACAGCCAACCGUCGAUUCCGAGACCGUUGUUCCUCAGAAGUCGGAAGAUGGCACUGAGGAACAAAUCGCAUCACAGGAGGCCCCCUCCGUGCUGUCCGCUGACGCAUCAGGAUCGCAAGGCUCUGCAUGGUAUUCCCCGUGGUCGUGGUACCAAACCUCGUCUACUCCCGUGAUAUUGACAAGCUCUCCUUCGGACACUCAAGCGGUUACCGGUGGAGAGGGGAACGUGCAGCCGGAGCUCAACAAAGAUGAUGAACUUUUAACACAUGCGACCAGUGCUGUUCCCCCUUCGCCGGAGCCACAAGUUCCUGCUAGCGAAGCAAAUCCGAUUUCAUCGACAAUUACCAAUAACAGAUCCGGCUGGAUCUCCUUUUUCUCAGCUCGAGCAGUGGCGAUGAAGAGCAUUACAAACGAAAGUCACAAUAAAGAAAUGGAAGUUAUGGAUUUGGACGAAGAUGAAGCUAGUCUAACUGUUGGCCCUCCAUCAUCGGCCACUUGUUCCAUUCCGUUGAACAAGGAAGUCAACUCACCAUCUCCGGGUCUAACAAGUGUACCGCCUGUUACUCCUCCCUCUUCAUCUCCAGCUCAAAAACCCGAGGACAAAUCUACAACUAAUGGCUCGGCCAAUAUUUCAGACGCCGUCCGGCGCGGUGCCAAGCGCCCACCAUCUCCGACGCCUUCGAAGAAGUCAGGGGUGAAGACGCCCACAGUCCCUCCUCCUCCGAACUUGGUCCUGCCUACAUGGGAGGAUACUUUUCACACGCAGCCUCGCGCCUAUGUACCUGCUCAGCCUCCAUCUGCCCUUUCCAAGACCUUUCAAUAUGUCAGCGAGGUACUCUUUGCGCGUGAUGAAACUGUCACCCACAAGAAAGGCAAGGGAAAGGCUCGAGACAGGCCUAUGGAACCGUAUGAAAAGGCACUCCCACGCUCGUGGGAUGUGAUCGGAGGACAGGAACAACAGGACGUGCUUAGAGGAUGUCAGAGGGCAGUUGUGAUUGGCGUGCACGGGUGGUUCCCUGGUGCUGUCAUGCGGACGGUUAUCGGAGAGCCGACUGGGACGAGUUCAAAGUUUGUGAACAUGGCUGUUCAGGCUUUGGAAGAAUUCCAAGACAAGCACAACGUGAAACUCUCCAAGAUCACAAAGAUACCCCUCGAAGGCGAAGGCACCAUCAGCCGCCGAGUCGAUAAAUUGUAUCAGAACCUGAUCGGGAAUAAGGAAUGGAUGGAUGACCUCCAGAAUGCCGAUGUAAUCUUUUUCGCCACGCAUUCCCAGGGAUCAAUUGUUUCGACUCACAUCUUGGAUCGCCUCAUCGCCGAAGGGCACAUCCGAACAGCAGCACGUGACUUGGUUGCCGCCGCAGUUGAACUUGCUUCUGGUAGCACCAGUGUCGCACUCCCCCCGCAAAGGGUGUGUUGCCUGGCCCUGUGUGGAAUUCAUCUUGGACCGCUGAGAUACCUAAGCACGAGCUCAUUAGUCCUACCUUAUAUCCAGUACUUCGAGUCGAUUGCUGCCAGGGAGCUAUUUGAAUUCCAGAAUACCGACAGUCAGAUUUCCAGAGACUACGUAAAGGCCCUGGGAAACGUUCUGGAUAAUGGAGUUAAGAUGGUGUAUAUUGCGUCCUUGAAUGACCAAGUAGUAGGGCUAUACUCUGGGCUGUUCACUUCAGUGACGCAUCCCUUAAUCUUGCGUGCAUUGUAUAUUGAUGGAGAUGCAUACCAUUCCUCAGAUUUCCUGUCCAAUCUCCUCGUUCUCCUGCUACGUAUUCGAAAUGCAGGGCUGUCAGACGGUGGGCUCCUUACUCAUUUGUCGGAGGCAACCGCAGGGUCGCUGAAUGGGGUUGGACAUUCAACCGCAUACGAAGAGACUGCUACAUAUUCCUUCGCAAUCAGCUACCUUUUUCUAUCCGACUCUGGACAGCAACCACAAGUUGAGCUUGCGAUGGAGCCAUUUGAUGCCCGAACGGAGCAGAAUGACUACGAGAUCCCCUGGGCGCUCCGUGACCUCAUUGCUGAUGAUCGGGUCGCCGAGCUCUUCUCAGAUGAUUUUAUUCGUCUCCGAGAUGCUUUCCGAGACUGGCAACCCAAGACUGCAAUUUUGCGUGAUGUAAAGAGGAAGCUCCAGCCGAUUCAACGCCUUUCAUCGACCAUGAUAUUCAGACAUGCCGAAUCUAUGAGCAAACUAUGAUUCACCCCCGUCGCAGGAUCUGAUCGAUGGAGCUCGCCGUUUCAAUCUACUCACAUUGCGUCACUAGAUUUUCACACACCACAGACCUAAUACUCUUGAAACAAUUUCCCCCGUCACUGUAUAUCAUUCAUUUGCAUCGCCCCUUGCAGCCGGCACUCACAAAUAUAUAUAAUUCAUUGAGAACAUUGCGAUGCAGGAAAAAGUAAGUUCCGAAGUCCAGAGAGUGCGGAUGCGGAUCCACGACCUCCGGAUCUUACACACUAAACAGUACAGCAAACACGGCGUACAGAACUAUCGGA
Suillus paluster is the source of this 3917-nucleotide messenger RNA. RefSeq lists its product as uncharacterized. The record is from RefSeq and is a predicted model, not a curated record. The transcript has 12 exons. NCBI's taxonomy places the organism in Eukaryota, Fungi, Basidiomycota, Agaricomycetes, Boletales, Suillaceae. Bases 58 to 3618 code for a protein of 1186 amino acids.